Messenger RNA from Talaromyces marneffei, 264 nucleotides. RefSeq lists its product as uncharacterized. The record is from RefSeq and is a predicted model, not a curated record. The coding region runs from base 1 to 264 and encodes 87 amino acids. The transcript is spliced from 2 exons. Lineage: Eukaryota; Fungi; Ascomycota; Eurotiomycetes; Eurotiales; Trichocomaceae.
AUGGCAUCAGGAUCUAAUCAUACUACCGGUGGUCUUGACAAACUUCUCCACCAUAAACAUCACGAUGAACAUCAAGACGGUGAAAAUGGGGCACACUCUGGAGAUCACCAUGGCGAGGCUUCUGGCUCAACUCACCCCAAAAAAGAAAGUAAGAUCAAAGAUUUUGAAGACGCGUUAAAAAGAGAAGAGACCAAGAUUAAAAGAUACCUCGAGAGGGAUGAGGAGCUUAAAGAGGAAGAUAGGGCAUAUGGAGGUUUAUUGUAG